GGAGCAUGUGAAACGACGCCCGGAACUUGGGUUCCAGUAUGUGGUAUAUUAUGCAGAGCAUUCAGAGUAAAUAUUCUUUGUCUGAGCGUUUGAUCCGGACCAUAGCAGCCAUCCGCUCCUUCCCGCAUGACAAUGUCGAAGACCUUAUCAGAAGGGGAGCGGAUGUUAACUGUAUGCAUGGCACACUGAAGCCACUGCACUGUGCUUGCAUGGUUGCGGAUGCCGACUGCAUUGAGCUGCUGUUGGAAAAAGGAGCUGAGGUGAAUGCCCUUGACGGGUACAACCGGACCGCCCUUCACUACGCAGCGGAGAAGGAUGAGACUUGCGUGGAGAUCCUUUUAGAAUACGGGGCCAACCCAAAUGCCCUGGACGGUAACAAAGACACCCCGCUGCACUGGGCUGCCUUUAAGAACAACGCAGAGUGUGUCCGAACGCUUUUGGAGAGCGGGGCCUCUGUCAACGCUCUGGACUACAACGACGACACCCCCCUGAGCUGGGCAGCGAUGAAGGGCAACCUGGAGAGCGUGAGCAUCCUCCUGGAGUACGGGGCGGAGGUCCGGGUGGUCAAUCUGAAGGGGCAGACGCCUAUCUCCAGGUUGGUGGCCCUGCUGGUCAGAGGGCUGGGCACCGAGAGGGAAGACUCCUGCUUCGAUCUCCUGCACAGGGCCGCCGGGCACUUCGAAUUGCGGAAGAACGGGGCUAUGCCCCGCGAGGUCCUGCGGGACCAGCAGCUGUGUGCGAAGCUCACCACUUUGUGCUCGGCCCCCGGCACCCUAAAGACACUGUCGCGCUAUGCCGUGCGCCGCAGCCUGGGCGUCCAGUUCCUGCCGGAUGCAGUGAAGGAACUACCUUUGCCGGAGUCUCUGAAGGAAUAUGUCCUGCUGAAGUAA
Euleptes europaea (tarantolino) is the source of this 890-nucleotide messenger RNA. It is a transcript of the gene ASB8, whose product is annotated as ankyrin repeat and SOCS box containing 8. NCBI's taxonomy places the organism in Eukaryota, Metazoa, Chordata, Lepidosauria, Squamata, Sphaerodactylidae. Bases 39 to 890 code for a protein of 283 amino acids. Gene Ontology annotation, molecular function: protein binding. The transcript is spliced from 3 exons. Gene Ontology annotation, biological process: intracellular signal transduction. The record is from RefSeq and is a predicted model, not a curated record.